AUGCCAGCGUCCUCCCCGUCAGUGGAGGGCCAGACCUGUGGUGUCGAUGGCGGGGCAAGUCAGUCCGCGGCUGUCGAGAAAGAAAUCCCGUCACCGGCAAAAGAAGCCUCACCAGAGUUGAAGGAACCUACUGAUGGAGAGCGUCUUGAAGAGCGAGAGCCCCGUAAACUCACCUUGGAGACACUGCUUAGAGAAGGCGUUCUCGAGAGCGGGGAUGGUGUUCUCUCCAUGGAGUAUAUGGGGAUGCGAUUCACGGGAGACCUAUUGUCGGAUGGCGCUAUCCGUUGGGGAGAAUCUGGUGAAGUUUUCCCGAGCCCCUCCGCUUGGGCGAUCCAUUGCAAGCGCAUCACCCAGCCGGACAAGAAAACCUCUUGCGGAUGGUCUCAAGUGAAAUAUAAAGGACGCAAAUUAGAGCUCUAUAAACAAGAAUGGCUUCAUCGACAUCAGACCGCGAAGCGAGCCGCGGCCGCCGCCGCGGCCGCAGCUCCACCCGUCGCUAGACCGGCUGCCGAAGAAGUGCCGGCUCCGAAAACGGUCGAAGCGAUGACUCGAGUCGGGAAGACGAUAAUUCGACGUCCUCGUUGGUUUCUUGAGUCCAAGCGGAAAGCCCUGGGCCUCCCCUCGCUGGAUGAAGAAGAGAAAGAGAACCGGCAGUCCGCUUCGGGCAGCCAAGAGAAUAAGGAACUCGAUGUCCCCGGCCAAGAUAAACUACCAACUAAUCCGCAGUACGAUCCGGUGACUUUCGCAUCGGUCGAACGUCUACAACCAUUCCACAUUUCGAUCUCAUCAAACGUGCUGCUCCUCGUGGAUUUCCAUUGCCAUCUGAGUAAAAGCGAAGUAUGUGGAUACCUCGGAGGCUCCUGGGAUGUCGCCACUCACGCGAUGACAAUUACCCAGGCGUUCCCAUUAAAAGUAUCGCUGGACUCCAACGACAAUCGAAUAAUGGAUGAAGUUCAAGCAUCCAUGACGUCCAGAGGCAUCUACCCUGUCGGUUGGUACCACUCCCAUCCGCGGCUGUCACCGCACCCCACGAAGCGAGACGUUCUCAAUCAGCUGGAGUACCAGCUCGCCAUGCGAGGAGACAACGAGGCUCAAUACAUGCCUGUGGUUGGCCUAAUCUGCUCUCCGCAAGGCGCGAUGGAAUCACUGACGGAGGCUGAGCUCAUGGUUUACUGGGUCAUGCCGCCGCCAGAAAAUCGACCUCACGAAGUGGGCAAAGCCAUGAAGAUGGUUUACGCGAACCAGCAGGACAGUUUCCUCACUCAAGACCUCCUCAUGGAAAUGCGUGUUCUCGCUGAGCACUACCGGACGACGAACCAAUUAGCCGACUUCACCGCGCAGACGCCGAACUCGACGAGUCACACAAUCUGGGACCAACUGAAGGCCUCGCUAAGUACGAAGCUCCCACGUGAUCUUCAAACUUCGACUAAUGCAGGCGGUGGAUCGGGAGCCCUAGGUGGAGUUUCCCAGGAUACUGCGGCCCAGGCAGUGCAGCACUUCUGGGAGUUCGUCAGGGGUCUCAUUGUUCCGAGUAAUGCACCUGCCCCUCAGAAUUCGGCUACAAAUCAUUCGGAGCAACCAGGCACCAGCCGAGACUAG
Molecule: messenger RNA, 1599 nt
Organism: Galendromus occidentalis (western predatory mite)
Lineage: Eukaryota; Metazoa; Arthropoda; Arachnida; Mesostigmata; Phytoseiidae
Product: MPN domain-containing protein-like
Exons: 12
Coding region: 1-1599 (532 amino acids)
Molecular function (GO): metallopeptidase activity; protein binding
Source: RefSeq, a predicted model, not a curated record